Molecule: messenger RNA, 1293 nt
Organism: Plenodomus lingam JN3
Lineage: Eukaryota; Fungi; Ascomycota; Dothideomycetes; Pleosporales; Leptosphaeriaceae
Source: RefSeq, a predicted model, not a curated record
AUGGCUGAAAACGAGGUUGAUCUGGACUCCAUUAUAGACCGGCUGCUCGAGGUCCGCGGCAGUAGACCUGGAAAGCAGGUGCAGCUGCUCGAAACGGAAAUUCGCUUUCUGUGCACCAAGGCACGCGAGAUCUUCAUCUCACAACCGAUUCUGCUCGAACUCGAGGCGCCCAUCAAGAUUUGCGGAGAUAUCCAUGGCCAGUACUACGAUCUACUGCGACUGUUCGAAUAUGGCGGUUUCCCACCAGAGGCCAACUACCUCUUCCUCGGCGACUACGUGGAUCGUGGCAAGCAAUCACUCGAGACGAUUUGCCUGUUGCUCGCCUACAAGAUCAAGUACCCCGAAAACUUCUUUGUCCUUCGCGGAAACCAUGAAUGCGCCUCAAUCAACCGCAUCUACGGCUUUUACGACGAGUGCAAGCGGAGGUACAACAUCAAGCUAUGGAAGACGUUUACUGAUUGCUUCAAUUGCCUGCCCAUUGCCGCCAUCAUUGACGAAAAAAUCUUCACCAUGCACGGAGGUCUCAGCCCUGACCUGAACUCGAUGGAGCAAAUCAGGCGCGUGAUGCGUCCCACAGAUGUAAGCGCCAUGGCGGUCGACCGUGUUGCCUGUGGAGUGGCUGUGUUCUUUGCAAGUGCUAACUCUCUGCAGAUUCCCGACUGUGGUUUGCUCUGCGAUCUCCUGUGGUCCGAUCCCGACAAGGACAUUACGGGUUGGAGCGAAAACGACCGAGGUGUGAGCUUCACAUUCGGCCCAGACGUCGUAUCUCGGUUCCUGCAAAAACACGACAUGGACCUGAUCUGCCGUGCCCAUCAAGUCGUCGAGGAUGGAUACGAGUUCUUCUCGAAGCGCCAGCUCGUUACCCUGUUCAGCGCACCAAACUACUGUGGUGAAUUCGACAAUGCGGGCGCGAUGAUGAGUGUGGAUGAGAGUCUACUAUGCUCCUUCCAGAUUUUGAAACCUGCAGAGAAGAAGCAAAAGUACGUGGUCGCGUCCCUGAUAAGCCGUCGUGGUCGUGACGUCGAUCACCUGGAGGCAGAUGGAGAACAACGACUGACAUCUUGUGUAGUAGAUUUGGGCGCCGUUAGGCGAUGGCACGUUGCGAAGCAGUCCGCGAGCUCCAACGCCGAUUCAGCCCCGACACUCGAUCUCGUUCAUCACCGCCCAACUACCCAGAUACCUUUCGACAUUUGUACAAACCGAUCCCUUAUCUCUGUAUUCGACUACCGUUACGCGCCGACCAUGACGAAUUACUCGAUGAAGCCUGACCGUCCCAUUGAUCUGAUGGUAUGA